CCCAGUGAUCGACGCAUGCGCCGAUUCAUGAGACCGCGCGCUGUGCAGAUUUGCGCCGUUUCAACAUUCCCUGCGGACUCGAAAUGCACACAUCUCUUCACAAAUGAGCCGUGGAACGCUUCAGCGGAGUGUGACCCUGCACUGCUGCUCUCGACGUCUUUUUUCCACGGCGCGUCGGCAAGAAGUCAACCUCAGAUGCUCGUCGUCGAGGUGUCGGAGGGCGCAAAAGUCGCAGCGGUUUUCGGCUCUUGUGACGCUGUCUUGUCUGAGGCUCGCUUUUCUCAGCUUUCGCGGGGGAGCGACGCAGCUCUCGUUGCUGGCGACUUUCUCGGCGCUCACAAGGCUCUGCGGUGCGGCGUGAGGUCCGCAACACAGCUUUCUUGCGUUUUCCGCGUGCAUCGAAUCUCGCCGAUUUGUCUGUCCCCGUCAGAGAGACGUCCGCGAACUGCGAACCGUAAAUUCCCUCAGAAUUCUGCAGCGUUCUCUCGCGACCUCGAGACCGAUCACCCUGCUCGAGAUUGAGGUCAAGAGAAACUGCGAGCCGGCACUGUGGAGGCAAAUCGAGGAGAGACAGAUAUGUCAACUUCGCAGUCUUUCACUCCGUUACCAUUAAGACGCUGCCCCCUAUGUAUAUAUAUAUAUAUAUAUGUGUGUGUGUGUGACGCUUCGGGACUUGUUGACGGGAAAUCAUGGCGGCUUUUUUCUGUACGAACCGCGCGGUGUGUUAGCUUUUUGAGAUUCCUUGACAGGCAUGCGUCGUCGCGUCGUGGUUUCCUUGACCCACGAGUGCUCGUGCUGCGGUGAAAGAAAGGAUCGAGUUUCGUGAGUUGCGCUGGCGUCCCGCAUGAGGAGUCCGAAGUGCGACCGUCUGUGCAGAGCCAAAGAAGGUUUGGGGAAGCUGGCCGCCGGUUGGUGGCUUUGAGAAUGCCCACAUCUUUUCCCUUGGUUUUCCGACUCCUCGCUGUCUGCGAGACAAGCGCCGUGACUCUGUCUCUGUCUGCGCACAAAAGCAGGCGUUUUCGCCUCUCUCUGCUCGCGACCGAAACCGCCGACGAUCACCUGGAGACAACGGUCCGCGCCGCUGAAACGCGAGCUGAACUUCGCUUCAGAGCAGUUUCGAUUCCAAAGCUACGGUGUUCCAAGACACUCAGAGACCUCCGCAGCUCUUCCAGACGUCAACACAAUACGACGUGAAGAACCAGAGCUCGAGACCCGGCGCCGACUGCAGAUCUCUUCCUUUCUGGCGAGCAAGAGGGCGCCCGACGGUCGAUACUUCCUUUUUAUGUUCCGUGCGAGGACCGCAGCUGUCCACUCAUCGCCGCUGCUCGCUUCACCUUUCGCUGUUCUUCAUCAGCGCAAACAGACACAGGCUCAUCCCUCCACUUGCCUGCGCGAGAAGCCAGCAAAGGAGAACUGGGCUGGACUGAGUUUUUCAACGAAGUCAAGCGUUAGAACUUCGAGUCCGUGGGACCGGUUCCUUCUUCGCAACAGCUGAAGCUCGACUGCCUUCUCUCGCUUCAGAAUGAGAGUCCUGGGCUCGCCGCAGUUGCCGUCGUUUCGCCUGUCGGACCGGGCGGGGGCGGUGAUAGCCAGGGCGCUCUCCUUUUCUUCUCUUCACAGACAGGUGACUCCUCCGACGUUUUUCUCCCCUCUCGUCUCGGUCAGGAUCUUCGGCGCAAACGCCUCAGGUGACUGCUCUGCAGAAACCCACAGAGGGCCGUGGCGACUUUUCAGUUCUUUUCAACAGCGUCAGCGCAUGCGGUCCAUGAGCUCGAGGGCCUCUGCGCAUGAGUCUGCAACCGGCGCGCCGGUCUCUGGGGAUGUCUCCGCAGAGAAGAAGGAAGGAACAGAGGCGAGAGACUGCAGAUGGCCGGAGCAGAAAGGUGGAGGCGACGGGGAAGCAGAAGACUCAAUGGCCCUCAACGAGAAGCGAAGUCUCCUUUCUCGCGUUCUGACGCUCGAACAGCGCGUCGGAGCUCUCGAAAGAGCCUUGAGAGAAAACGAACGACAGCUAAAGGAAUUCGUCAUCGAAAAAGUCCUCGAUCUAGAAGAUGAACUUCGCACGCUCGAUCCCCGGCACCACACAGUCUCCGCCGUCGGCUCCUCCAGUCGACCAGGAGAAGCAGCUUCUGAGGCGACGAACUGCAUGCAGCCUUCGCAUGUUGUGGUUGAAAGCUUCGAGGGAGUGGGGGAGACUCUUCAGGGCGCCACCGUCGAGUCGGCAGAGAGCGUAAAAAGCGAGAGUGGUGAGGGAGACAACCCGUUCAUCAUCGACACCCCCUGCUCGGUCAGCACCGUGUGUACAGACACCCCACGCAGGCAGCGAGGGAGAUCACGCGAGUGAUCUGCCGGCCCGCGUGCAGCGGACAGCGAGCUUUGAAGGGAGUGGAGGAGAGAAGCAAAGAAGUCUUGCUGGCAGGAGAAGCAAAUCUACAGGGUCGACGCUGAGCAGUGGGAGCGACGAGAAACGCAUCUGGUUGACCGCCUGAGCGUACACCAGGAGACGAUAAGGGCAGAGAGCCGCUCCGCGAGCCUGUUUGUGUGUGAAGGCAGUGUGCUGCAGAGAUAUUUGCAUGCGGCGAGAAGACGGGGAGGAAGCUGCAGGUGGAAUUCGAGCGCAGGCGAGAAACGCUACACAAAAGAGAAACAGCAUGUUGCCUGAGGAGCACAACCCGAGGUCGACGCGAGAGCCGAACCAGCGUUUCGACUGCGUAGACUUUUCUCGCGCGUUGACGAGCGCUCAGGAGAGCGACAAACACCACCAGGAGAGUCUUACGUACAAACGCGCAUAUGUUGUUAUGCACGUAAACGUCUUUGUAUGUCUGUGCAUGUGUGUGGAAAAUGCAUGCCGGUGUAUUAUACUUAGAUAGUUCAGGGUGCUUCGUGGCGCGAGGCCUUUGAACGCAUGCGAGCGCGACAACCGGAGAACUGGAAAACAAAUGAAUUGCAUGCAGAGUGCCGUCCAAGUGGCAGACUGCAUGGGGAGGGCAGGGAGGAGCAUCGACGCUCCAAGCGGAUUUUGAGAUUCGUUUUUCUUGUCACUCGGCUCUAUGGGAACGGUGGUAGGGCAAGAAUGAGAGUCGCAAAUUAUCGACGAUCAGCGCUUUUUAGUCCAUAUAUAUAUAUGUAUAUAUAUCGGUCAACUGUUUCACCGAUAACUCAUCAGAAGUUCAGGAAAAACGAACUAUGGAUCAGACCCUCAGAGUUCACGCACGGUACUGGGAAGUAGGCGGUCGCGUUAUGCCGUUGAAGAACGAGUUCCGAAUCCUAUUUUUAGCUCACAAGUAGCGAGAUGUUCAGAGCAAACACGGGGAAACAGUUCGAUUUCAAGGACGCACGGGUGAGUGAACUGCACCGACAAGGUCGCUCACGAGCGUGUACACAAAUUUGUCGAAGAGUGGGGAGUGGGACGCAGGCGCUAAGUUCCUCGCUGAAGAACGUCUCUUGUGCAUGUGCAAGCGGGUGUCUAGCCCAAACAAAUAAGCGGAUGCAGGUGGGAGAAACUCGUUGGCAGCUGAAAACCGUGCGCGUCCAUAUCUACGGACAUAAGCGUCCUCCUUUGACACGUGCUGGCAGUGGCAGCAGCAACGUCCCCAACAUGCCGCCUGCUGUGCGUAACAAAACGUGAGAUAGCAGAGCCGAUUCUCGGUUCUUUUCGAUGUUACUAGAAAAGAUCGAGCGUUCUAAUUGGCCUCCGAUUCAGGUGAACCCAAUAAUUGCAGGGGGUUGGGUUUCCAGCUGGCUCCUGGCGGUACAUGUGUGUAGCUUCGCCGACCACGUGCGUCUCCUUCGUAGACAGCGUGGGAACUAACGGUCUCCCUCCACAAGAAAAGGAUGAAUCUCAACUGCUGAAACAUUCAGAGUCGGCAACGGAGAAACGAAGGUGUUCAGGAAUUCUGGUCACAGCCGGUGGUGGAGAGUUCCCCUUCCCUGUUUCCGUGUCACCCCUUGACGAGGCAACACACACGUUACCUCCCAAAAACCUACCUCUCCACUGUCCGCAGCGUUGCUCGGAAAAGUGGCAAAUCUGUGCGCGUUUUUAGUUUUCGUGCUACAGAAGGUGACCCACACGCGAUGAGGGUCUUGUGAAGUGGGCUUUUGAGUGGUCGAAAGCAUACAGCUCUGCAACUGCAAAACGGUUUCACAUGCUCGGGGUUGACGAACAAAGCCGGACCUGGCAGAAGGAUCUAUACAAGAACUCUCGGGCGGCAUCCCCUUCAGUGUCUGACAGUGAAAACAGGGUUUCUUUUCCAGCACUCCCGAAAAAAGCUUUCAGUCGCACUUUCGAUCAGCGCUCGCAGAGCACGCACAAGUCCCUCACAACGGCCUUUGAGGCGCCGCGCACUUGCCAGCGUGAGAGCAGCUCCACGCGCCUGACAAGUACCGAUUUCCACCUCUGAAUAGUCUUCGAGUCUCUCGAAAGCGGAUCUACAUUUUUCAUAAGGAAACGGGAAAUCACAAAAGUGGAAUACGGAGGAGGGCCGUGGGAUAUCCGAGGGCUGGGGUUGGCAAUGUGGAAGAGGAGUUCACACCUCAUGCUACGUUUUUAGAAAGACUGUUUUUUACAGCUCACCAAACGGCGUCGAAACUCUGGUUUGUUUCAUUUUUUCUCAUCUUGACUGUUCCUGUGCGGUGGGAGGAACA
This is a messenger RNA of Toxoplasma gondii ME49, 4644 nucleotides long. RefSeq lists its product as hypothetical. Lineage: Eukaryota; Apicomplexa; Conoidasida; Eucoccidiorida; Sarcocystidae. The transcript is spliced from 2 exons. The record is from RefSeq and is a predicted model, not a curated record. The coding region runs from base 1523 to 2344 and encodes 273 amino acids.